AAACAACACACACUCUCCAACUCAACUCUGAUACAACAACGGCGACAAUGGCGUCCUCCUCGCUGACUUUAUCAAAGGCUUACCUCGCGCAGCAGCCGUCUUACGAACGUUGCUCUCCUCGGCCUGCGGAUCACCAUGUAUCCUUCACUCCUCGGCGAGAUCUCCCUCGUCUCAGAGUCAGACGCAGGAUAUGUGUGCGUGCCUCCUCGGCCGAGACGGACGUGGUAGAAAAGUCGGUGAACACGAUAAGGUUUCUGGCGAUCGACGCUGUGGAGAAAGCGAAAUCUGGACACCCGGGGCUGCCGAUGGGAUGUGCCCCGAUGGGACACAUACUAUUCGACGAAGUGAUGAAGUACAACCCCAAGAACCCUUACUGGUUUAACCGAGAUCGUUUCCUUUUGUCGGCCGGACAUGGUUGCAUGCUCCACUACGCGUUGCUUCACCUCGCUGGCUACGACAGCGUCAAGGAACGAGACUUGAUGGAGUUCCGUCAGUGGGGGAGUAGGACUCCAGGCCACCCCGAGAAUUUCGAGACUCCUGGUGUUGAAGUCACCACUGGUCCUCUUGGCCAAGGAAUUGCAAAUGCUGUGGGUUUGGCUCUUGCUGAGAAGCAUUUGGCUGCCAGAUUCAACAAACCACACUUUGAUAUUGUCGACCAUUACACGUAUGCUAUUCUAGGAGAUGGAUGCCAAAUGGAAGGAAUUAGCAAUGAAGCUUGUUCACUUGCGGGCCAUUGGGGUCUUGGGAAGCUCAUUGCCUUUUAUGAUGACAACCACAUUUCCAUUGACGGUGACACAGAGAUCGCCUUUACCGAGGACGUCCAAACACGUUUUCAGGGUCUUGGUUGGCAUGUUAUCUGUGUCAAGAAUGGAAACACCGGUUAUGAUGAAAUCCGCGCUGCCAUUAAGGAAGCUAAGACUGUUCAAGACAAACCCACUUUGAUCAAGAUAACUACAACCAUCGGUUUUGGAUCACCAAACAAGGCAAAUUCUUACAGUGUCCACGGAAGUGCACUGGGUGAAAAGGAAGUUGAUGCUACCAGAAAGAAUCUUGGAUGGCCUUAUGGGCCUUUUCAUGUUCCUGAAGACAUCAAGAGCCAUUGGAGUCGGCAUAUCCCUCAAGGAGCUGCUCUUGAAGCAGAAUGGAAUGCUCAGUUUUCUGAUUAUGAGAAGAAGUACCCACAAGAAGCUGCGGAGCUGAAAUCUAUAGUUACUCCUAACUUACCUAACGGCUGGGAAAAAUCAUUGCCGACUUAUACUCCAGAAAGUCCUGCAGAUGCAACAAGAAACCUCUCCCAGCAGUGUCUUAAUGCCCUUGCUAAGGUUCUUCCUGGGUUCCUUGGUGGGAGUGCUGACCUUGCUUCAUCCAACAUGACGUUGCUCAAAAUGUUUGGUGACUUCCAAAAGAAUGCACCUGAAGAGAGAAACCUUAGGUUUGGCGUCAGGGAACACAGCAUGGGAGCUAUCUGCAAUGGCAUAACCUGUCACAGCCCGGGGCUCAUUCCUUACUGUGCUACCUUCUUUGUCUUCACAGACUACAUGAGAGCUGCCAUCAGGCUCUCUGCGCUCUCUGAAGCCGGGGUUAUAUACGUGAUGACCCACGAUUCAAUCGGUCUUGGAGAAGAUGGACCGACCCACCAGCCUAUUGAACAUUUGGCGAGCUUCCGAGCCAUGCCCAACAUCCUCAUGCUGAGGCCAGCCGAUGGAACCGAAACCGCCGGGGCGUAUAAAGUCGCUGUAGAGAACAGAAAGAGGCCUUCCAUCUUGGCUCUGUCCAGACAAAAGCUACCCCAUUUACCUGGGACAUCUGUUCAGGGAGUGGAGAAGGGAGGAUACGUGAUUUCGGACAACUCGGCAGGUAAUAGACCAGACGUGAUCCUGAUGGGGACAGGGUCGGAGCUAGAGAUUGCUGCAAAGGCUGGAGAGAAGCUGAGAGAAGAAGGAAGAGCAGUGAGGGUAGUGUCUCUGGUGAGUUGGGAGCUGUUUGAUGAACAAAGCCAAGAGUACAAAGAAAGUGUGUUACCAUCAGGGAUUUCAGCGAGAGUGAGCAUUGAAGCAGGGUCGACCUUUGGGUGGGAGAAGAUGGUUGGCCCGAAAGGGAAGGCCAUCGGUGUGGACAGUUUUGGAGCAAGUGCACCGGCCGAUGUGCUCUACAAGAAAUUUGGACUCACUGUUGAUGCAGUUGUUGCAGCCGCCAAGGACCUCGGCUAAAGCUCUCUAAUGGUGAUUAAGUAACAUCAUAAAAGAAAAUAGUGUUUUCUACGUUGUUGUGUAUUGUGCUAAGUGUCCUUUUUCCCCAGUAGCUAUAAAUAAAAAAACAAACUCCUCCGUU
Raphanus sativus (radish) is the source of this 2331-nucleotide messenger RNA. Its product is annotated as transketolase, chloroplastic-like. The record is from RefSeq and is a predicted model, not a curated record. Bases 48 to 2210 code for a protein of 720 amino acids. Gene Ontology annotation, cellular component: cytosol. The transcript is spliced from 6 exons. NCBI's taxonomy places the organism in Eukaryota, Viridiplantae, Streptophyta, Magnoliopsida, Brassicales, Brassicaceae. Gene Ontology annotation, molecular function: transketolase activity. Gene Ontology annotation, biological process: pentose-phosphate shunt.